This is a messenger RNA of Conger conger (European conger), 2735 nucleotides long. Its product is annotated as ankyrin repeat and SOCS box protein 15-like. The transcript has 10 exons. Gene Ontology annotation, molecular function: protein binding. NCBI's taxonomy places the organism in Eukaryota, Metazoa, Chordata, Actinopteri, Anguilliformes, Congridae. Gene Ontology annotation, cellular component: cytoplasm. The record is from RefSeq and is a predicted model, not a curated record. The coding region runs from base 230 to 1978 and encodes 582 amino acids. Gene Ontology annotation, biological process: intracellular signal transduction.
CAUUAACAUAUUACUUGUUAUGACUGUUUUGAAAUGAUAGUUUCACUUUACACAUACACAGGAAAAAUCCAGUGCUAUGGCAUUCAUGGUCCGUCUGGCAGCAAAAGCAGGUCAGACCUAAAUAUAACCACAAGGCCCAUUCCAUUUCAACACACAACAUCAAAACACACACUUGUGCUCAGUACAACGAGACCUACAACUUUACUGAGAGCAGACACACUCCUCAGCAAUGGAUGCAAUUGAUGAAGUGGAGGAGGACCAGCUUAUUGACUAUGCUAUAGAAUUGAGCCUUCAGGAUUCCUGUAAACAAUUUCAGUUCACAUCUAUAGAAAGUUUGGAAAUAGCCAGUGAUGAAAAUCUGAGGAUUGUAACUGCAAUAAAACAAGGUGACACAUUCACCCUUCUGGAGCUGUCGGAGUUCACCACGGCCUUCAGAGAGGUAGACAAUCGAGGAUGGCUACCUCUUCACCUGGCAGCAGCUCAACCAGUUGCGCAGGUGCUAAAAAUCGUGUUAGAUGCGUCGUACGAACUUACCCUGGAGGAAAAGACGAUCGAAGGAGAGACUGCAAUGACUUUGGCAGCUCAGGCGGGCCUGGUAGAAAACGUGAGGCUGCUUCUGGCGAACGGAGCGUCUCCAAACAACACUAACGACACGAACGAGUCUCCAUUGCUUCUGGCUGUGGCACAUGGGUCAUAUGAAAUGGUGGGUAUUCUCAUCUUGAACGGAGCGCUGGUGGAGCAGAUCUGUCUGAAGAAGUGGACGGCGAUGCACGAGGCGGCCAAGGUGGGCUGCUGUGACAUCUUCAUGCUGUUGCUCAGGAAUGGCGGUCUGAUAACGCAGACGAGCGGCCACGGGGUGACUCCUCUGGGGAUCGCGGCAGAAAAUGGCCACGCAGAUGUGAUGGAGAUUAUUAUCAAAGAAGGGGGCGAUGUGAACGCACAGGCCUACAAUGGUGAAAGCGUGCUGUACGAUGCCGCUGGCUCGGGGAAUCCUGAUUGUAUCGAUAUGCUCCUACACUAUGGAGCCAGUCCCAAUGUGCCAAGUGUGUGUGGAAACCUCCCUAUCCACAGAGCAGCUUAUCUGGGACAUUACCUGGUCCUUGAGCAUCUGAUGGAUGUGACCUCUAAGCUGGCCAUCACAGACAGUGGCCAGAGCCCGGUCCACUCCGCUGCUGAGGGUGGCCAUGCACAGUGCCUGCAGCUGCUCAUCGAACGCGGGUUCAGCGUCAACGUCAUCCUGGCCAAUUACAUAUCGGAGGAUUACGGAGACAUGAGGAAGAGCCCUCUGUUCUUCGUUGUCUCUAACGGAGACGUCACCUGUACAGAGAUACUGCUGAAGGCUGGUGCGAAACCUGACCUGGAUCCCCUGCACUGCCUCCUAGUGGCCGUCAGGGCUGGGCAUUAUGAGAUCGUGAAGCAGCUGCUGGCCAGGCAGGCGGAUGUGAACUGCUACUUCACGGUGGUCAGUGACACUGUGUUCCCCACUGCUCUGCAGUACUGUCUGAGGGACGAGAUGAUGAUGAGACUGCUCCUCAACAACGGCUACGAUGCAGAGAGGUGCUUCUGCUGUCACCAUGACAACGGCUUCAAUGAACACUGGCCUGGGCACAGUAAUCAGCUUUACCAGACAACUGAAGAAAAGGAAAAAAUACCUUUCUGUGACUUCAUCAGCUACAUGAAGCACUUGUCAGGAAGUGCGGUGCGGAUCCUUCUGGACUAUGUCAGUCAUGUGCCCAUCUGCUCCAAACUCAAACUCAUACUGGAGAAGCAGAGAGAGUGGCCUGAGAUCUGUGAGAUACUGGGGAACCCACGGCCACUGAAGCACCUGUGCAGACUGGUGAUCCGGAGACAGAUGACACCAAAGAGACUGUGUGACCCUGUCACCAUGGAGUCUGCCCCCUUUGCCCCCAGAGUGAAGAGCUACCUGCUGUAUAACGAGUAUGACCUGUAUGGCAGAGGCAUGGGUCAGGAUAUGUGAAUACAUGUCUGGUACAUUGGUCAGGGUUUGUUAGAAAACCUAGACUGUGCACUGUUCAAAUCUUGUAUUGGUGACAAAUUUUGGGGUUGGAAUGUAUCGCAUUGCAGAUCUGUCGUGUAAACAGCUACCUUAUAUUGUUUAAAUAUCUAUUGAUUUAAAAUAUUUGGCUGUGCUCGCUAACAGUUGUAUUUUUAUUUGGGCCUACGCAGAUGUGCAUUCCUGUCCUGUAAAUCCACACUGAAAAUGAAUGCAUGAUAUGAAGUAACGUUACAGGCAAGUGUUGAAAUGUGGGCAGCACUAUCGACAGGAAACAUUUUGAAAUUAAAGCUCUGCUUGGCUGCUUUUAACCUCCAUUACUUUCCAACUUAAAAUAGCUUCAUUUCCACGCAUCAUUUUCCCAAUGUAGAACUCCUGGCCAGCUUCCAUUUCUGUUUGAAAGAAUGUUCAGUUUUUUCAGCUGUAAUCUGAAGCGUAACAGAGUGGACAAUGCAGCAGUUACACUGCUGUUGUUACCUGUUACAUAAUAGCUGUGAUUAUGACUGCAUGCUUUGUCUUAACACCCACUUGCUCUAGACAAGCUUGACACCACAUUCCAUUCUUCCCUUCUUCUCCCUGCAUUUCCUGAUCCUGAUCCUGAUCCUGUAAACUCUUUUUCUGGACAAAUAUAUGGUAAUGUAGAGUGACAUAUUGUAUAUUUAUGGGUGAAUACAUGUACAUAUUUUUUUUGUAUUUAGACUUGUGUGCGUUGUCUGAAAUA